UAUACAGGCAUUCAGAAUGUGUAGCUAAAAAUACCAUUUAGUCUUGAAUUGGAACUCGGACAGCUAUGUUUGAGGCUUGGACACUAAUAGUAGCACUUUUUGUGCUUGGCGUGGCUGAAAAUGUUGAAAACCUUCAACAAAUUGAAGAGCUAAAGUGCGGAUAUGGUAAUCCAGAUGCUGUGAAAGUGCAAUUUAAUGUUACCGAAGGGCAAGCAAAACCAGCCGAGUUUCCGUGGACCAUUGCCGUGAUCCACAAUCGCAGCUUAGUGGGUGGUGGCUCUUUAAUUACCCCAGACAUUGUGCUCACAGCUGCCCAUCGGAUAUUCAAUAAAGACGUGGAGGAUAUAGUCGUCAGCGCAGGAGAAUGGGAGUACGGAUCUGCUUUGGAAAAAUAUCCAUUUGAAGAGGCAUUUGUGUUGAAAAUGGUUAUACAUAAAUCAUUUAAUUAUCAGAGAGGCGCCAACAACUUAGCGCUGCUCUUCCUGGAUAGGGAGUUCCCACUAACAUACAAGAUUAACACCAUUUGUUUGCCCACCCAGAAAAGAUCGCUAUCUUCCACUCGCUGUAUAGUGGCUGGUUGGGGUAAAUAUCAGUUUAGUGACACGCAUUACGGAGGCGUCCUGAAGAAAAUUGAUUUACCUAUUGUACCCAGGCAUAUCUGUCAGGAUCAGCUUCGCAAAACUAGGCUGGGCCAAAACUAUACACUGCCUCGUGGGUUAAUUUGUGCCGGUGGCGAGAAGGACAAUGAUGCUUGCACCGGCGAUGGGGGUGGGGCACUUUUCUGUCCAAUGACCGAGGAUCCCAAACAGUUCGAGCAAAUUGGCAUUGUUAACUGGGGUGUGGGUUGUAAGGAAAAAAACGUUCCCGCCACUUAUACAGAUGUUUUUGAGUUUAAGCCAUGGAUUGUUCAGCAAAUUAAAGAAAAUUUAUAUACACCCGAUAAUUAUUAA
Molecule: messenger RNA, 950 nt
Organism: Drosophila melanogaster (fruit fly)
Lineage: Eukaryota; Metazoa; Arthropoda; Insecta; Diptera; Drosophilidae
Exons: 2
Coding region: 66-950 (294 amino acids)
Biological process (GO): proteolysis
Cellular component (GO): extracellular region
Source: RefSeq, marked reviewed